UCUUCCGCAUCGUCGAACGAAAAAUCUUUUAUAUAUAUAUUUGGAACAGGAGUUUCCUAUAUGUCUAAUUGUGACAUAAGGUCUGAUGUAUACAAUGGAAAUCUAUAUGUGGUCUUGACGUAAUUGUUUAUGGUACACGUUCCAUCAUUGUCUUCCUUUUAUGUGAUGAACGAUGACUCGUAUUUGGAUAGGAUCGUCUCACGGAUCGAUCGUUAUUUAACCUUAUGAGACAAUAUGAGGUCUAUCGCUUGACAGCCAGCAAUCUCGAUGUUUCUACCUUCAUUUGUCUUAUCAAUCAGUGAUCCUUGAAUGGGACUUUUUCUUCGUCAGUUAAAUAGUGUCACAAGGAUAUUUUAUUUUCAUAUACCAUCGUGGACCAUGAAGCAAGCCAUUUUGCUCUUCUUAUUAAUGAUAAUGCUGAAAUGUAUCGUCGAGGGAUGCGAACAGAAUAAAAUGCGUAAUUCAAACUCGAAGAGGGAUGUUAAAGAAGGGAUUAAAGUUAAUAUAACGUCUCUUCCUUAUACUUUAUAUCAUCGUGUGUCUAGUAAAGUUAACGUUAAAGAUAGUAUACGUGCAGAUAGACAUAUUACAAUUGUUGGUAUAGCAUUAAAGAGUCUAGAGAAUUUAGAAAAACGAAGAAGAGAUACCACAAGAUUAUAUGAAAGAAAGGAAAUUGAUAAGAUUAACUCUCAGAAAAGAAGAGAAAGUUUAGAAAAAGUAGAAAUAAAUAAACCAAACAAACAUUUUAAAAUCCGGAAUGGUAAUUUCAAUAAUACUGAAAGUAAAAGUAAAGCAAUUAACAGCUCAAACAGUUCUAGAUUGAAGAUAUUCUACGGAAAGGAAGUUAGAAAGAAAAACAUAAAUUCGUCAUCGAUUUAUCCGGACAGACAUCUCAUUCCUUCUAAUAUGAGGAAACAGGAACGUAAUUUCCGUUCUGAAAAGGCCAGAACUUCGUAUUCCUGUAGAUACCCAGAAAGGAAACUAACAAAGAAAAGAAGACAUAUCCGAAGCACUAAAGAUAUAAACAUUGAAAAAAACGGUCCUAGAGGUAAAGCAUUUAUUAUAUCAAGAAAAUUAUCAAAAGGUAAAGGUGUAGGAGAACCUACAGGAUAUUUUCAUAGAGGUAAAGAUGGAUUUACUAGUCACGAAUGGGUUGUAAAGAGUUCAUUUCGUGUAGUAGGUGAUAAGCAUUAUUUAGCAACCAAUUAUGGCAAGAAGAGAGGUUCUCCGAUAGGUUUUAAAAUAUUUGAAGGAGAAAAAACGUUAAAAAAUGUUAAAAAUAAAAACGGUAGACGUCUUAAUGUACAAGUAAAACCAAUUGCACCUCCUUUAUCUAUAAAAAAAGAUAAAUAUCCCUCAGUAAAUAACGAAGUCCUCUCUUGGUUGAGAAGUUUGCCAAUUCCUCAGGAAGAAGGAUCUACUGUCUCUGACUAUCAGCAAUUUAGAGAAUUUCCAAAGAUGAAUAUCCAAAAACAAAAUACAGGCUUAUAUUUUAGUGGAAAUUUUCCUGUAAUGUGUCAAAAUGGUUUUGGAAUUAUCAACUUUUAACAUUAAUUUUCUGUAAUAAAUAAAUAGAGAAGAAAAAAAUAAUAAAUU
Molecule: messenger RNA, 1596 nt
Organism: Centruroides sculpturatus (bark scorpion)
Lineage: Eukaryota; Metazoa; Arthropoda; Arachnida; Scorpiones; Buthidae
Exons: 2
Coding region: 310-1548 (412 amino acids)
Source: RefSeq, a predicted model, not a curated record